CUGUUGCUGGGAGGAAGGGGCUGAUCCUCCUCAGCCGGGUCACUGUGCGGGAAGUUUAAAGAAAAUUUGUACCGAUUUCGUCGAUUUGGGUGUUAAGCAGGUAGGAGCUCCGGAUGGCGCUGCUGCACCGAGCCUGGCGGCCGGUAGCGCGUCUCGUUAUGCAGGGUCCGGCCCGGAUAACGGCCGCACUGAGGGCCUGGUCUUCCAGUGCUAAAUCAAUAGAGGAGAGACAGAAAUGCCUGAUGGCUCGGGGACUUCCAAAGCAAAAAAUGAUUCCAGGAGUGAAACAGGUUAUUGUUGUAGCCUCAGGAAAAGGUGGUGUUGGAAAAUCAACUACUGCAGUGAAUUUGGCUUUGGGAAUGGCUGCUAACAAUUUGGUUGUGGGUCUGCUUGAUGCAGAUGUGUACGGUCCAUCUAUCCCAUGUAUGAUGAAUUUAAGAGGAAACCCAGAAUUGACAGACAGCAACUUGAUGAGACCCUUGGUAAACUUCGGGAUUGCCUGCAUGUCAAUGGGAUUUUUAGUAGAGGAAGGAGCACCAAUUGUUUGGAGAGGUCUCAUGGUGAUGUCAGCAGUAGAAAGGCUAUUGAGACAGGUUGACUGGGGUCAACUAGAUUACCUUGUUGUAGACAUGCCUCCUGGCACAGGGGACGUGCAGCUUUCCAUCUCUCAAAACAUUCCUAUUUCAGGUGCAGUUAUUGUUUCUACUCCCCAAGACAUUGCUUUGUUGGAUGCACAGAGAGCAGCAGAAAUGUUUCGAAAAGUUAAUGUUCCUGUUCUUGGUAUUGUACAAAACAUGAGUGUCUUCCAGUGUCCCAAUUGCAAACAUGAGACUUACAUCUUUGGAGCUGAUGGAGCAAGGGCAUUGGCAGCAAAACUUGCAUUAGAUGUCCUAGGUGAUAUUCCAUUACACUUAAACAUAAGGGAAACAUCUGAUAACGGCCAACCAGUUGUUGUCUCUCAUCCAGACAGUUCAGAGGCCAAGGCCUACCUAAGACUUACUGCGGAAGUGUUGAAAAGACUGCCAACAUCUCUUGUGUGAGCAGUGGAAAGUUUACGUCUAAGGCGUUUAGAUCUACUUCCAACCCUCCUUUUUUUUGUUCCUCAAAGACUUCUGAAAACAGCUGCUAAAACAGAACACGAGAUAACAAGGU
Messenger RNA from Rhincodon typus (whale shark), 1152 nucleotides. RefSeq names its product nucleotide binding protein-like (gene nubpl). The coding region runs from base 114 to 1040 and encodes 308 amino acids. NCBI's taxonomy places the organism in Eukaryota, Metazoa, Chordata, Chondrichthyes, Orectolobiformes, Rhincodontidae. Gene Ontology annotation, molecular function: ATP binding; 4 iron, 4 sulfur cluster binding; ATP-dependent FeS chaperone activity. Gene Ontology annotation, cellular component: mitochondrion. The transcript has 11 exons. Gene Ontology annotation, biological process: mitochondrial respiratory chain complex I assembly; iron-sulfur cluster assembly. The record is from RefSeq and is a predicted model, not a curated record.